UAAAAUAAAAUAAAAUAAAAUAAAAUAAAAUAAAUUCAAAUUUGGUGAAAAGUGAAAAGAUCUCCUUAAGCUGAAUCCUAUUACUGUUUUAUUUAGAUGGAUCAAUGAAAACGUCAUUUCACGAUUGUUUAUAUCCUAAUUACAUAUAUACAAACAAACAUGCAUACGUGUAUGUACGAGUAUAUACAAUGUAGAAGGAAUUUAAAAUCAACACCCAAUUAUUGAUAAUGAUGUUAAAAUAAGAAAAGAAAUUAGUGAAUUUUUUGUUUAUUUUCUCAUGCAUACACACAAAUGUACAUUUGUAAAUGGUGGAAUUUGUAUGAAAAUUACAUUGUGAUAUCAAAAACGAAAUGAGUUAAUGCCAAUGUGGCUUCGAUUAGUUUUUUGAAAUCAAGUGUUUUUUAUAUGAAUUUAUGUGAAUCAUUUUUUUGCUAAAGUGAACCAAUUGACAAGGCAACCGAAAUCCCUACAUAUUUAUUUAACCGCCUCAAGUGCUUGCCCCAAUUAGUUGUGAACUUUCAAAUCAAACUUUCUUUCGUAUUCAAAUCUCAGCGGAAGUGGUGAUCAUGGAGAAUGUGAGGUUUUCUAUAAUUGAGAACGAUCUCAAGUGGCACUCGGAGAGCCAUGAAACACACGAUUUCUUUUUCGACAAACGCAGCAUCUCCAGCGAGAAUAGCAGCAACAGCGAUGCAGUAUUUAGCGAUGAGGCGCAUGAGAUCUUCUUGUGGCAGCAACAGCACCAAAUGAUCUGGGAUCAGCAUGAGAUCGAGGAGACAUUGGGUAUGACACCAAAUUCGUUGGCCAUAUUCGAAAUGGUUAAAAGGAAUUGUUUUAUGGCACUGAUUCCGGCAUCUAGUGAUGCCAAUUUAGCGCUACUCUACUCAUCCAUCUAUGGCUGUGUGGAGAAUAUCAUACAUUUGCUCGAUCACUAUGCUGCCGAUCCGAAUUGCAAGGACUUACGUGGACGCUCACCGCUUCAUUUCGCCUGCUGUCGCGGUAAUGCGCACAUAGCCAAAGUGUUGUUGGAUCGUGGCGCUGAUCCCAAUCGUUAUGAUGGCAAAAAGGAGGUUACACCGUUACAUUGUGCGGCCAGCGCCAAGAGUGUGGAAUGCAUUUUGCUGCUACUGAAACGGAAAGCGCACAUCAACAUUGGCAUUGAGAAGCGUUCGGCGUUGCAUUUUGCUAUCGACCGCAAUGCGGUUGAAUGUGUGGAGACUCUGCUUAAAUAUGGCGCAGAUCCCAAUACGCCACAGGUAUACACGGAAACACCACUGCAUACAGCUUGCGCCUUGGGCUUCAGCAAAUGUGUGGAAUUACUAUUGAAUCAUGGCGCAGAUGUGCGUUCACAGUUUGGCGAAGGGAAAUUGACAGCCUUGCACUUGGCCGCCGAGAAUGAUUACGUCGAAUGUGUCCGUUUGCUGCUGGAACAUGGCGCAGAGGUGGAUUGUCGAAAUGCGAGCCAUCAGACGCCAUUACAUUUGGCCUGCCUGUCACAAUCGAUCGAAACUGUCGACUUACUCAUCAAGUAUGGCGCUAAUGUGAAUGCGGUGUACAGGGAUGGUCGUACGGCCUUGCAUGCUGCCAUCGUGAAGCAAUCUCGCAGUUUGGAUUGUUGCAAUGCUCUAUUGAAAGCAGGUGCCAAUGUCAACAAGGCGGAUAAUUUUGGUUAUACACCGUUGCACAUUGCGGCCUUGAACGAGUUCAGCAACUGUGUGUACACCUUUAUUGAACAUGGCGCUGACAUUACGGCUCGCACAAUGGGUAAUGUAUCCGCGCUGUCCUUCAUCGUGCGGCGUACGCCAGAGAUCAUACCAAAGCUUACGGCCAAAAUGGAUAGUUCGAUAAAAGUGAAUGAACAUGAGAUCGGCGAUGUUGAUUGUGAGAUCAAAUUGGACUUUCGUCUUUUAGUGCCACCCACGACAUUGGAACGUGGAGAGACUGAAUUAUUGUUGUCACUAAUUGAGGUCGGUCAAAAACGCUUACUUAUGCAUCCGUUAUGCGAGACUUUUCUCUUUCUAAAAUGGCGUCGCAUACGAAAAUUCUUCCUGAUGAGUCUGCUUUAUCAUGCGAUCUACGUGAUAUUAUUCACCAUGUACAUUGUGGGCGUAUACGCGAGGAACUGUGCUAAGAAUCCAAAAUGUGAGGCGCCGAGUUAUAUAAGCACAGUGGGCUAUUUUGUCAUAAUAUUGAAUUUAAUAUUGAUGGGCAAAGAGAUAUUUCAGGUGAGUGAUGAGAUGGCGCACGGCUUACAAGGUUACGCGAAAUAUUGGGAGAAUUGGCUGCAAUGGGCUAUAGUUUUUGGUGUCUUGCUUUGUGUGACACCAGAAAUUUUAACGCCCACCAAUUUGUUGGCUGUUCCCACUUGGCAACAUCACGUGGCAGCAAUCGUCGUGCUUCUUGUUUGGCUGGAGUUAAUGAUGUUGGUCGGACGUUUUCCCAUAUUCGGUGUUUAUGUGCAAAUGUUCACAAAAGUUGCUGGUAACUUUUGCAAAUUCCUUUUGGCCUACAUCUGCUUGCUGAUUGCCUUUUGUCUCAGUUUCUCUGUACUUUUCAACGAUUACCCACCAUUUGAGAAUAUAACAUGGUCUCUACUCAAAGCCAUCACAAUGAUGUCCGGCGAAUUGGAGUUCGAAGAUAUAUUUUAUGGCGAUAUACCCGUUAAAUUUCCUGUCACCUCACAUAUACUAUUUCUCUGCUUUGUACUACUCGUCACUGUCAUACUCACUAAUCUCAUGGUCGGUUUGGCUGUCAGCGAUAUACAGGGCUUACAAGUAUCAGCCACUUUAGAUCGUUUGGUGCGCCAAGCUGAAUUAAUUUCACGCUUAGAAAGUUUGUUCUUCUCUCGUCUACUACGUCGUGCGCCCGUCAAAUUGAUGCAACUUUGUAAACGUAGCGCAUUACUACGCACUUCGCGCAAUAAACUAAUGUUUGUGACACGACCAAACGAUCCGCGUGACAAUCAAUUGCCUGAGGAUAUCAAAUUGAAUAUAUACAAGCUGGUAGCGGAGCGACGCGAUCGCAAUUUAAGUUUACGUCGACGUAAACUCGAAAGCAAUUACAAUAUGUUCAAUCAGAGCUUGCAGCGUCAGUAUGAGGAGAAGAAACGUUGCACUGCCAUACCCGUGGGGUUGACGACUGAUAAAAUAUCGCCGAACGCCACGCCAAAGAACAACAAUGUGAAUAAUAAAAAGUUCGGUAAUGAUUUAAAGGAACCGCAUGUUAUGGUUACCGUACGUGAAAACGAUUGUCUGCUGCGACCACGCUCUGCUACCAAUGUGCACGAUCAGUUGAUGGCCGAAAGCGACGUGGCGGUGAAGUUAAAGAGUCAGGUCAACGGCAUUUCUGACGUACGCGCUGAAGUGUUGUCGCUGCGCGAACAUUUACGUGAGAUAAGUCAAAAGCUGGACACGUUUUCGGAUAGUGCAAACAAGAAACUCACAUUCACAGCUGAGGAGGUGUGUCGGAUAAAAAUUCACCUUGAGCAAAAAGCGUCCUUUCAAUGCUGAUUAUGGCUUUAAGUAGCAAACUUCUUGGAGCAGAGAGAACUAUUCCGGAGCAAUUAUAACCAAAGAGCUUUAAUACGAACUUUUAUAUACAUAUACGCAUGUAUAUACAUACAAUAUAUAAAUAUAUACGUAUUAGUAGCACA
Ceratitis capitata (Mediterranean fruit fly) is the source of this 3649-nucleotide messenger RNA. It is a transcript of the gene pyx, whose product is annotated as transient receptor potential channel pyrexia. Gene Ontology annotation, molecular function: protein binding; monoatomic ion channel activity. NCBI's taxonomy places the organism in Eukaryota, Metazoa, Arthropoda, Insecta, Diptera, Tephritidae. Gene Ontology annotation, cellular component: membrane. Bases 567 to 3506 code for a protein of 979 amino acids. The transcript is spliced from 12 exons. Gene Ontology annotation, biological process: transmembrane transport; monoatomic ion transport. The record is from RefSeq and is a predicted model, not a curated record.